Messenger RNA from Benincasa hispida (wax gourd), 1129 nucleotides. It is a transcript of the gene UBC27, whose product is annotated as ubiquitin-conjugating enzyme 27. NCBI's taxonomy places the organism in Eukaryota, Viridiplantae, Streptophyta, Magnoliopsida, Cucurbitales, Cucurbitaceae. The record is from RefSeq and is a predicted model, not a curated record. Gene Ontology annotation, molecular function: protein binding.
UAAAAGGAAACAAAAAAAAAAGAAAGAAAAAAGAGCAGAGAAGAUUGGAAGAGAUAGUAGUGGGGUCGGUAGGGAAGGCAUAAUUCUGUGCGACAGAAAGAAGGGAGAGAGUGAAAGCGAAACCAGGCAACGCAACCGCCUUUUCGCUUCUUCAAUCUCCAAUCUCCAACCUUGCAAUUUUCUUUUUUAUUUUUUAUUUUUUAUUUUCAGUUCUAUUAGGGUUCCUUCUCUUCUUCUCAUUUAUCGAUCACUCAGUCACGAAGAAGAAGAUGAUAGACUUCGCUCGCGUCCAGAAGGAGCUCCAAGAAUGCACUAAAGACAUCGAGGCUUCUGGUAUUAGAGUCACCCCUAAAGCCGAUAGUCUUUCCCAUUUGCUCGGCAUCAUUCCUGGUCCUAUCGCUACUCCUUAUGAGGGUGGAACCUUCCAAAUUGAUAUCACAUUGCCAGAUGGGUAUCCAUUUGAGCCCCCCAAAAUGCAAUUUGCUACAAAAGUCUGGCACCCUAAUAUCAGUAGUCAAAGUGGUGCAAUUUGCCUGGACAUUUUGAAGGAUCAGUGGAGCCCAGCACUCACGCUGAAGACAGCCCUGCUUUCUGUGCAGGCAUUGCUAUCUGCUCCUCAACCUGAUGAUCCUCAAGAUGCUGUCGUAGCUCAACAGUAUCUUAGAGACUACCAGACUUUUGCUGGCACAGCACGAUAUUGGACAGAAACUUUUGCCAAGACGUCAUCUCGUGGGGUGGAAGAAAAGGUUCAGAAACUUGUGGAGAUGGGAUUCCCGGAGGCUCAAGUAAGGAGCAGUUUGGAAGCUGUGGGUUGGGAUGAAAAUUUGGCUUUGGAAAAGCUCUGUUCCGGCUAAAUUCUCACUCGGCCACCUACGAAACAUAGGAGUACAUACUUGAUCCAAAGGGUCGCAUUUAUAUUAUAGUUUUUUUAAAAAAAAAUUUAAAAUUUUAAUUUCUGUUUCAAGUUGCUAUGUCCUCAUUUUUAAUGUGGAGGGUCUCCUUAACCUGUCCCCACCAAUUCCCCUAUCAUUUCUCUUCACGGAUCUCGCAUCAAGUUCUGAUCUGCUGUUGAGUUUCAGUUUUCAUUACUUAUUUAAUUCAAAGUUUCUUUUCUUAAUUUGAAAAAGUA